Messenger RNA from Vespa crabro (European hornet), 5543 nucleotides. RefSeq names its product FH1/FH2 domain-containing protein 3 (gene Fhos). Gene Ontology annotation, molecular function: actin filament binding. The record is from RefSeq and is a predicted model, not a curated record. The transcript is spliced from 20 exons. Gene Ontology annotation, biological process: actin filament network formation; cortical actin cytoskeleton organization. NCBI's taxonomy places the organism in Eukaryota, Metazoa, Arthropoda, Insecta, Hymenoptera, Vespidae. Gene Ontology annotation, cellular component: cytoskeleton; cytoplasm. The coding region runs from base 479 to 4252 and encodes 1257 amino acids.
GGGUGAGUGCCGCAUGGCGACGCCACCGUCGCCCGGUGGCGACAGGUGUCUGGCGCGGCGCGUCAGUGUCGCGGCGGCCGCUCGUGAGCUGAGUCACGUUGUCGUUGUAUCUGCCGUUGUGUCAACGGCGAAGAGUACUCGCGCGCGCGCACACUCUCGUUGAUUCCUCUUAUCAUUAGACAUUGAGGAAGAUUGUGUUUAACGAGUUAGUUUUUGGUCCGGCUUCUCGAAUGAACGCAAAUCGGCGGUACUGCGAACCGGUUCGUACGUUCGCGUAAAGCGGUCGUGCGGUCCGGUGCGGAGAGAGGGAGAGUCGUGAGGGCGACGAGGACGAUCGGUUAGUGCAAAGAAGGGCGUUACCUUUUUCGGAGAUACGAGUAAGUGGUGGAAUCGAGAAGUAGGAGAAAAAAGAAAGGAAAGAAGGAAGGAAGGAAGGAAGAAAAAAAAGGAAGGAAGAAGAAAAGAGACAGAUAGGAGGAUGUCUCUGACGUGUCGAGUACAGUACCUGAACGACGUUGAUCCGUUCGCUUAUGCGAGCUCCUAUCCGGAGCCACCGAGACCUCCCGUGCACACCUUCAGCGCGACCUUGCCGUUGAUCAACCAACUUGCCGCCGUUCAUCGACUUCUUCGAGCACCUCACAGGCUCGAUGAUACGGCUCUUCAACUUUACAAAGAUGGCGAUUACGGAGCUUAUUUGGAUCUCGAGGCUUCGAUCAGUGAACAACAGGAAGAAUUUGAAGGCUUUCAAACAAACCGGAAGAACUCAAUCGUUCUCAGAACUCAGCUCUCUGUGAGGGUUCACACCAUCAUAGAAAAAUUGCUGAACAGCGAGGGUCGCGAACUACGACGAGCUCUUUUUUCCCUCAAGCAGAUCUUUCAGGAGGACAAAGACCUGGUGCACGAGUUCGUGCAAAACGAUGGAUUGGCUUGCCUCAUCAAGGUCGGCAGCGAGGCCGAUCAGAAUUAUCAAAAUUAUAUACUACGAGCUCUUGGUCAGGUGAUGCUCUACGUGGAUGGCAUGAAUGGCGUAAUAGAACAUGGUCAGACGGUACAGUGGUUAUACACCCUUAUAGCCAGUCGCUUUCGGUUGGUCGUAAAGACGGCUUUGAAGUUGUUGCUGGUCUUCGUCGAAUACGUGGAAACGAACAGUUUGUUACUUGUUCGUGCUGUACGUUCCGUAGACACGUCAAGAGGUAUGAUACCAUGGACGAACGUAAUGAAGCUUUUGAAGGAUUAUGAUGCCGCUGACACAGAACUUCUAAUAUACGCGACGACCUUGGUAAAUAAGUGUUUGAACGGCAUCCCCGAUCAAGAUACAUAUUACGACCAAGUAGACUGUCUUGAGGAGCAAGGAAUUGAGGGUAUUAUUCAAAGGUAUAUGUCAAAACAAGGAACAGAUCUCGAUCUUCUUAGACAGUUUCAAAUUUAUGAGGCUGUACUCCAUCAUGAAGAUGGUAACGACAGAGGAUCACCAAUUCGACAGCUCGAUGACAAUAUCAGGAAGACCCUACGCAACCGGAAGUCUCUUGUGGAUUCUCACGAGCGUCGAAAGUCCCGCAGGCACUCAACCGGCACGUCGCCGCUCUCGAUGUCCUUGAACGCUCGCUUAAGUCCACGCUCUAACCAUUCUUUGGGGCUUAGCUCCCUUAACAACACCUUGAAUUCGAAUCUGCCUGAUGACGAUGAUGAGUCGAGUAGCUCUCAAAGUUCUCAAGGACAUCUUGGAGAAGUUCAGCUCAAUGGCAGCUAUAAGGAGAAUAAAGUCGACGUUGGCGUGACACCAGCAUUGAGACGUAGAAGAGAACGAGCGGAGAGGCAAAGGAGUUUCAUCAGAGAGCAACAAGAGGCUACCGCGAAUAUGAGAGCAUCGGUUGGUCAUUCGGACGAUCAAGAAAGUUCUUUCUCGUCGAAUGGUUUACGAUACACCAAUGGCACGACCUACGAAAGAAAAACGGACUCUCCGUCGAACAAACUCUCUCGAACGAAUAACAGGAAGGAUUUAACGCCGCUAAUGAACACCGUGAACAAGCUCGACUCCGAGGAGAAGAAGCCUUGGUACGGUAAGAGUCCCGAUGAGAGUGUCGAGUGCGACGAGGGUAAUCAUACCGAUGAUGACGAGAAUCGUCGAGUGGUUUUGCAACUGAAACGAGAAGGUACCGUGAAGGAUCUUACGCAGAAGUUAACGGCACAGAAUCUCAUACCGAGUAGUCCUGUUGAUGAAAAGGUAUCGAGGAUAGGAGAUAUGAGCGGUUUGAUCUCAAAGGCUAAAGAGGGCUUGGCUAAAUCAAAGUCCAAGGCCGACGUAUUAAAAUCACCAACAGGCGACAAUCUGCCAAAGGUACAGGAAGUAAAAAAGUCCGAGAAUGAGUUGCACUGGGAAGAGCUUGUUAAGAAAUUGAAGAGGCCCUUGGCUCUCUGUGACCUUGACUUUACGGAUUUGAAUUCGGACGAUGAGAUCGACGUUUUAGGACCGGUAAACGUGACGAAUGGCGUUCCACCUCCACCACCACCGAUGGUACCAGUUCCACCUCCUUCAAUAUUGCCUCCGAAUUCUGGUACCAAACCGCCACCUCCUUUACCUCAUCUUCCACCACCUCUUUUUUCACCUCUGAAUCUCAAGUCCACGAGAUCCCCGAUGAACAACGAUCCAGCUAACUCUUCUAGGAAUCCAUCCUUUACCUCUCCAGCUUCGAACUUGACCAUAAAAAAAAGCAAGAAGACUGUGAAGCUCUUCUGGAAAGAAGUCAGGGACGAUCCCAUCAUCCUUUCGAGAUUAGACAAGAACAAAAUGAUCUGGGACGAGCUCUCACCAGUACCCGUUGACACGCAGAAGCUCGAACAUCUAUUUGAGAGCAGAGCCAAGGAUCUUAUCACCAAGAAGCAGCAAGAAAUGAAUAAGAAUAAAGAGAUCAUCGUACUCGACCACAAAAGAUCAAACGCGAUCAAUAUUGGCAUGACAAAAUUGCCACCACCAAGAUCGAUCAAAACGGCCAUCUUAAAGAUGGAUGCGACUAUUAUGAACAGAGAGGGUAUCGAGAAACUCCUGACGAUGCUACCAACAGAAGAAGAAAGAUCAAGGAUACAAGAGGCACAGGCUGCGAAUCCCGAUCUUCCUUUGGGAUCGGCAGAACAGUUCCUCCUCACUUUAGCAUCGAUAUCGGAAUUGCCAGCAAGAUUGAAACUCUGGGCAUUUAAACUGGACUUUGAAAAUUCUGAAAAGGAAAUUGCAGACCCUUUGAUGGAUCUCAAGCAGGGAAUGGAGACGCUGCGAGUGAAUAAAACCUUUCGUGGGAUUCUAAGCACGCUUCUUUCGAUCGGGAUAUUUCUCAACGGAAACGAGGUGAAGGGCUUUCAGCUGGAAUACCUUGCCAAAGUACCUGAAGUAAAGGACACCGUUCACAAGCACUCGCUACUUCAUCACCUCUGCUAUAUGGUGAUGGAAAAGUUUCCGGAUUCCACAGACCUUUAUUCCGAGAUUGGUGCAGUGACACGUGCUUCAAAGAUCGACUUCGACGAAUUAGCUGCGAACAUUGGAAAACUUGAGAACGAGUGCAAGGCGUCAUGGGAUCAUUUAAAAUUAAUCGCCAAACACGAUGGUUCAACCAUGAUGAAGGUCAAGAUGUCUGACUUUCUGGCCGACUGUGCGGAAAGGAUAAUAGUCCUGGGUAUCGUUCACAGGCGUAUUAUAAAUCGAUUUCACAAGUUCAUACUCUGGCUUGGUAUACCGCUCCAUAGAGUACAGGAUACCAAACCGAAUGAGUUUUGUAGGAUAGUAUCGGAGUUUGCUCUCGAAUAUAGAACAACGCGGGAAAGAGUGAUACAGCAGCUCGAGAAGAAAGCCAAUCAUCGAGAAAGAAAUAAGACAAGAGGAAAGAUGAUCACCGAGGUUGGUAAGUUUAGGACGAAAGAGGAUCGAGCAGACGCUGAACUGAGGCAACUCCUCGGAAGUGACAUUUCCGACGUCGAAAGUAUUCAUGGUACGCUACCCUGGCGAAGGCAGAGAAAGGACGGACGAACCACGCUGGGACCUUUGCUGAGAGAUGAAGGUACGAACGGUAAUCUCACUGACGGCGAUGACGAGCUUCUAGAAUCUCUCGUAAAAACUGCAACAAAGACGCCAGCUACGAGGACGACACCGAGGGAACGUAAAAGGACGAGGCACGCCGAUCGUAAGUCUUUGCGUAGAACGUUGAAGAACGGCCUCUCAGAAGAAGAAAAGAAACACAUCGCCGCUUAUAUCAAGGGCUAUUGACUGUGAUAAUAUCCACCCUUUCCCCCUACAACAACCCUUGGGAACUUUCUCAUUCGCUGUGAAGUCGCUAGCGAAGGGAACGAGGAUUGACCAUGCGUGGUCCAAGCAAACUAUUAUGUAAAUCGUCCUUCUUACGAAGAUUCUUAGGCGGUUCAAUACGACAUAAAUGAAAAGGAACAACGGAUGACGACUGGAUGACACGCGUAAAACGUGACAAAUGAUUGAGGAGGACAUAUGAGAGAGAGAGAGAGAGAGAGAGAGAGAGAGAGAGAGAGGGAGAGAGAGAGAGAGAAAGAAAGAAACGAAGAAAGAACGAUUCCUCCAUACAAAACAGACUUCAAGAAACGAUGUCUGUAUAACAUACUUUUAUCAAAUCUCUUUAUCAGCACGUAUAUCGAACGGUUUUUUAAAUUUCUUUUCUUUUUUUUUUUCUUUUUUUUUUUUCUUUACAAAUUCUUUCUUUCUUUCUUUUUUCUCGUUUUUCUUUUCCAUUGUUUUCUUUUUUCAUCUUUUUUCUUUUUCUCAUCUCGCAUGGUACGGUUAUUUUUUUUUAUUUUAUUAGAUCGAAUCAAUUUUUAGUAAAUAUUUAAAAACACAUAACCACUCCAUGCGAUCUCAUAUACAUGUACGUAUGUAGGUAAUACUAUCUAAAUACCUACAAUCUUCAAUGAGAAUUAUGAUUUAACGAAUGAAAAUAUUUUUAAUUUAUCUAAAUUAAAGAAACAGAAUUGUUUCUUUGACUAUUUUUGCAUAUACGAGAAAAAUUGGCUUGGGUAAAAGAAAGAUAGGGUGAUGGAUAUAAACAAUAUUAAUUGAUACUUCUGCGAGUAAUAUUCUUUGAAUAUAUAAUAUUGUAUAUUCUGCCAUUGGUCAUAAUCGUAACAGGGUAAGUUGUUCGUGCCUGUGCUAGUUCAACGAAUUUUCCGAUUUUUUCUUGUCAGUGCUACGAUAUAGAUCGCUUAUACAUACGGUCGAUGGAUAAAUUUGAUGAAUAAGAAAGAAAAAUAUAUAAAAAGAUAAAAAAAAAUAAAUAAAUGAAUAAACGAGAGGAGCGAUUCCGUGGCUCGUUUUGUGCCUAUUGAAAAAAAAAAAAAAAUAGGAAGAACCUCUUUUGAAAUCGAUAUGUUUUCGAUAUGAAUUUUACAACGAAGAUUUGUAACGGUGUGAUUUAUCGGGUGAUAGAAAUAAUUUAAUUAAUUUAAUUGUUAUUACAUUAUUGUGUCGUAAGUAUGUAUUAAUUACUGUAAUUCUCAACGUAAAUGAUUUUUGAAAUAAAAAUGAAAAAUGUUAA